Rana temporaria (common frog) is the source of this 3859-nucleotide messenger RNA. RefSeq names its product ATP-dependent translocase ABCB1-like. Bases 29 to 3691 code for a protein of 1220 amino acids. The record is from RefSeq and is a predicted model, not a curated record. Gene Ontology annotation, cellular component: membrane. Lineage: Eukaryota; Metazoa; Chordata; Amphibia; Anura; Ranidae. Gene Ontology annotation, molecular function: ATP hydrolysis activity; ATP binding; ABC-type transporter activity. The transcript has 25 exons. Gene Ontology annotation, biological process: transmembrane transport.
GUACUCUGGGCCCCUGGAUUGGCUGUUGAUGCUAGUUGGGACGAUCGCAGCAGUUGCCCAUGGAGCUGCCCUCCCUCUCAUGACAAUCAUAUUUGGCGAUAUGACAAACAGUUUUGUUUCUGAGGGCAAAGAUACAAAAAAUAUGUCAACAGCAGCUGAAGGGAAUAUAACAGAAUCCUUGCAAGAACAAAUGACCACGUUUUCCUAUUACUACACCGGUCUGGGAGGAGGGGCUCUAAUUGCUGCCUACUUUCAGAUCUCAUGCUGGACUCUGGCUGCUGGACGGCAGAGUAAGAAGAUCAGACAGAACUUUUUCCACGCUGUGCUGCGGCAGGAUAUCAGCUGGUUCGAUGUCAGCGACGCAGGACAACUAAACACCAGACUAAGCGACGAUGUCUCCAAAAUAAAUGAUGGUAUUGGUGAGCAGCUUGCCAUGCUGUUUCAGUACGCCGCUACCUUCCUGACAGGUUUUGUUAUCGGAUUUGUGAAGGGGUGGAAGCUAACUCUGGUGGUUUUGGCAAUCAGUCCACUUAUGGGACUGUCAGCAGCUCUGUGGUCAAAGAUCAUGGCAGCAUUUACCAAUCAAGAGCUAGAAGCCUAUGCCAAAGCCGGAGCGGUGGCAGAAGAAGUCUUGGCAGCAAUCCGGACAGUCAUAGCCUUUGGUGGACAAAAUAAGGAAAUUGAAAGGUAUGAAAAGAAUUUGGAAGAUGCCAAGAACAUUGGAAUCAAAAAGGCAAUCACCAGUAAUGUGUCAAUUGGAUUUGCAUUCCUAACCAUAUACUCAGCAUAUGGGCUGGCAUUUUGGUAUGGGACCACCCUGGUUAUCCAUGAAGCUUUCAGCACUGGGGAUAUAUUGACGGUGUUUUUUUCAGUAACAUUUGCCGCCUUUAGCUUUGGUCAUGCUGCCCCCAAUAUAGAAGCUUUUUCUACAGCGAGAGGAGCAGCUUACAGUGUAUUCCAGAUUAUUGAUAACGAACCAAAGAUUGACAGUUUUUCCACAGUAGGACAUAAACCUGACAAGAUAAAGGGAGAUAUUGAGUUCAGAAAUGUGAAAUUUACUUAUCCAUCCAGACCCAAUGUCCAGGUUUUGAAGGGGUUGAACUUCAAGAUCCAAAGUGGCCAGUCUGUGGCCUUAGUUGGGAGUAGCGGUUGCGGUAAAAGUACCACUGUCCAGCUCAUUCAGAGGUUCUACGAUCCAGAGGAAGGCUCAAUCUCAAUUGAUGGACGAGAUAUUCGCAACCUCAACACUAGGUAUCUACGAGAACUAAUUGGUGUGGUGAGCCAGGAACCAGUUCUCUUUGACACUACAAUUGCAGAGAAUAUACGAUAUGGCCGAGAUGAUGUCACAAUGAUGGAAAUUGAACAGGCCACCAAACAAGCCAAUGCCUACAAUUUCAUCAUGGAAUUACCAGAUAAAUUUGACACUCUUGUGGGGGAGAGAGGAACACAACUGAGCGGAGGUCAGAAGCAGAGGAUCGCCAUCGCACGGGCGCUGGUCCGCAAUCCUAAAAUUCUUCUUCUGGAUGAGGCCACCUCCGCUCUGGACACAGAGAGUGAAGCCAUCGUCCAGGCCGCCCUGGAUAAGGUCAGAACAGGCCGGACUACUAUUAUAAUCGCACAUCGCUUAUCAACAAUUAGAAAUGUAGACAGUAUUGCUGGAUUCAACAAUGGCAACAUCACAGAGCAGGGAAGUCACAACGAGCUCAUGAAAAGGGAUGGAAUCUACCAUAAACUUGUCAGCAUGCAGGCUGUAGAAGCGGCAGAGGAUGAUGAUAAUGAAAACAGAAAUGAUGGGGUACCAGAGGAUACCCCAGACUUAAAUCACUCAGGGGGAAAACUGGUCAGGAGAUUGUCUAGCCGGAAAAGCGUGGGGAGAACUUCAGAAAAACAAGACACCCAACAGGAAGAGAAGGAUAAAGAAAUGAGUGAUGAACCCCCACCAAUCUCAUUCUUCAAGAUCCUGAAGCUAAAUAAACCGGAGUGGCUGUAUUUUGUGGUGGGAGUUAUCUGUGCCAUAAUCAAUGGUGGUACUCGGCCCGCUUUCGCUAUUAUAUUCUCCAGGAUUAUUGGGGUAUUUGCAGGACAGGAAGAUGAAAUUAGAUCAAGAAGCAAUUUGUUCUCACUGAUGUUUGUGGCCCUUGGAGGAAUCUCUUUUGUGACCUUUUUCCUACAGGGAUUUACAUUUGGGAAAGCAGGGGAGAUCCUUACAAAGAGGCUGAGACUUCUGACAUUCAAAGCGAUGCUGAGACAGGAAAUUGGAUGGUUUGAUGACUUCAAAAACAGCACUGGUGCCUUAACUACAAGGCUGGCUUCUGAUGCUUCAAAGGUUCAAGGAGCUACAGGGGCCAGACUGGCAUCACUCUCCCAGAACAUUGCAAACAUGGGUACUGCCAUUAUCAUAUCUUUCAUUUAUGGGUGGCAGUUGACUCUUCUCCUGUUGGUCAUUAUACCAAUCCUGGCCAUUUCUUCUGUCAUCAGGAUGAAGAUGUUCACUGGACAUGCCAUAAAAGACAAAGCAGAUUUAGAAAAUGCAGGAAAGGUUGCCCUUGAUGCUAUUGAAAACAUUCGGACAGUUGUAUCUUUAACCCGAGAGCAGAAAUUUGAAGACCUGUUUGAAGAAAAGCUGGAAGGUCCUUAUAGGAAUUCCAUCAAGAACGCCCAUAUGCAAGGUUUCUCCUAUGGAUUAUCCCAGGCUAUCAUGUUCUUUGCGUAUGCUGCUAGUUUUAGGUUUGGUGCCUUUUUAGCGGUGCAAGGAUACAUGACCUUUGAAAAUGUGUUUCUGGUAUUUGCAGCCAUUGUUUUUGGAGCCAUGGCUUUGGGUCAGACCAGCUCCUUUGCUCCAGACUAUGCAAAAGCUAAAGUGUCAGCAGCUUAUAUAUUCAGCCUGCUGGAGAGACAACCUCUCAUAGACAGCUACAGCACUGCUGGAAACACACCUCCACAAUGCAAUGGAAAUAUCACCUUCAAGGGAAUUCACUUUAACUAUCCAACCAGGCCAGAAGUUGCAGUGCUGCAAGGUUUGGACAUCACUGUGGAGAAAGGUGAAACUCUGGCAUUAGUGGGUAGCAGUGGAUGUGGGAAAAGUACAUCCAUUCAGCUCCUGGAAAGAUUCUACGAUCCGCAGAGUGGAGAAGUGUGCAUAGAUGGUUCUGAUGUGAAGGCUUUGAACAUCCAGUGGCUGCGGGCACAAAUGGGCACUGUAUCCCAAGAGCCAAUGCUGUUUGACUGCAGCAUAGCAGAGAACAUUGCAUAUGGAGACAACAGCCGAAAGGUGAAGCAAGAGGAGAUUGAACAGGCAGCCAAGGAGGCCAAUAUCCAGAGCUUCAUAGAGUCUCUACCUGAUAAAUACAACACCCGUGUUGGAGAUAAGGGCACCCAACUGUCUGGAGGUCAGAAGCAGAGGAUCGCCAUAGCCCGAGCCCUUAUCCGGCAACCAAAAGUUCUACUGCUGGAUGAAGCUACAUCCGCCCUGGACACAGAGAGUGAAAAGGUGGUACAGGAAGCUCUAGAUAAAGCUCGAGAGGGGCGCACCUGUAUAGUGAUCGCCCAUCGACUCUCCACCAUUCAGAAUGCAGACAAAAUAGCCGUCAUCCAGAACGGGAAGGUUGUAGAACUGGGAACACAUCAACAGCUACUGCAACUUAAAGGUGCCUAUCACUCGCUGGUUACUAUACAACUCAGUCCAACAUGAGCGGAGACAAAGCCAGCCAACCUCAUAGAUCAGCAGAAGAAGGAAAUCAUACCACUGGGACUAAUACAGUUUCAAAAUAAAUGAAGAUACCAAUGAAGGUCAACAAGGAUUGUAAAAUGUGGAGCAGUCAAACAGCCAAAUGUUAGUAAAGGAGCCUCAUGAAACAAA